Molecule: messenger RNA, 522 nt
Organism: Rotaria sp. Silwood1
Lineage: Eukaryota; Metazoa; Rotifera; Eurotatoria; Philodinida; Philodinidae
Source: the annotation of a GenBank genome assembly
AUGAAUGAUCAGAGAUAUCUCUACAUCUCUGAAGACGACAAAUACGAAGUAAGACGAUAUAAAAUAGGAGACAAGAAUGGAACUAUCGUGGCUGGUGGCAAUGGACCGGGUGCUGAUGUUAAUCAAUUCAAAUGGCCUACCUACAUCUUUGUCGAUCAAGAACAGUCUGUCUACGUGUCAGACAGUGACAAUCAUCGUGUUAUGAAAUGGAAUAAAGGUGCAACAGAAGGAAUUGUCGUCGCUGGGAGUCAAGGUCACGGGAAUGCUCUGACACAAUUGUGGAACCCUAAUGGACUGUUCGUCGAUACGUUAGGUACCCUCUAUGUGGCAGACUCGGGAAAUAAUCGAGUAAUGCGCUGGCCUGAAGGAGCGAAACAAGGCACUGUUAUUGUGAGUGGAAAUGGUUGGGGACGAGGAACAAAUCAAUUCGCGAAUCCCAUCGAUAUGUCCUUCGAUCGACAAGGCAAUCUUUAUGUCGUCGAUCGGGGAAAUGAUCGUGUUCAACGCUUUUCAAUCGAAUGA